CCAACAAGUCCCGUACAGAUACCUACAAAGUCAAAAAAGAUCGCCGCCCAUGGUAAUCCUCCACACCGCGCUCACCGGAAUCAUGACGAACGCAGGCAUCGUUCCAGCUCUCCGCGAUGGAGGGAUACCUACUCACCUGAUGCGAUCCCACCGUCUGUCGCCGCGCUGCUGGCCGUCACAACCAUUCCUGCCCCGAGGAGGAACUCGCGACAGCGUCCGGCCAGGGAGACAGAAAAGCGCAUGACCGUCGAGUCCUUCCUGCAGAGCGAGGAUUCGGAGAAGGAACUCAGCUUGAACUUCAUCAGAGGGCCUCUAGAUGUCUUGCUAAGCCCACCUGAGGAACUGGCGGAUGAUUUCUUGUCGGCUGGAGAGGACCCCUUUAUGUCACCUAUGUCGACCCGCACGGUGUCCUGCGAGUCUGUGCCUUCGCUGGCAGACUCGUUUUCGACAGAGACGUACUCAUCUGUCGAGAGCCCCCACAGCGCCUCAAGGCCUCGGAGGAUACGUCCUAUGAGGAAGUCACUCACACCAGUCUCCUCGCCCCCGGGUCAGAAUGAGGACCACCCUCUCUACCGACGCGAGACGGACGCAGAGGAGCUGGACCUCACCGUCUUCGAUCCCUCACCUGAAAGCGAGGAGGAGAAGAAGGAAGGGACGAAGAUGUUUGGACCAUUCCGGUCCGCCUUCAAAUCGAAUCUGACUGCCAGUCUACGCGCGUUACGGAAUGCUGCACGGUCUUUCUCAUCUAUGAACAUGCCCUCGAUCCCACCCGAGGACUUCCUGACGAGGUCAAUUCUGACCCUGGAGCCCAACGUACCGUUCACCGACGAGCGUAUGCCGCCCACGCUAGAGGAAGAGCCCUCGGCUGCCGUUCGCAGGUAUCUCAACCCGACUCAGACGGCUCGCUUGGAGUCGCAAGCCAGCUCUUCUGCGGCGAGUCCUCAUGGCUCUUUUACGGCUUCCAUCCAGAUGCAGACGUAUAAGGUCCACCGAUCGCGAAGCGCACCACCAGGCACCCGUGCAUCGCGCUCCUCCAGCGAACCAUCAGCCCGAGGGAAGGAGGCUGUGUUCUCGUUCCCUCCAGGCCCACGCCAGCGUGAGAUGCGGGAAAAUUCUGACUUUAUCCGUGUGGCUGUUAUGGAGAUGGCCAUGCGCAAGAACGGCAAGCUGGACGAGCAACGCCCCGGUCGAGCCCGAUGGGCCCUCCCUCCGAGAAAAGCGAGCGCGAGGGCAUACGAGAUUGGCGCUGAUGGCGUUCCAGCUCGAUGGGUUCCGGUUACACAUUGA
This is a messenger RNA of Cryphonectria parasitica EP155, 1287 nucleotides long. RefSeq lists its product as uncharacterized. The record is from RefSeq and is a predicted model, not a curated record. The annotation marks the transcript as partial. NCBI's taxonomy places the organism in Eukaryota, Fungi, Ascomycota, Sordariomycetes, Diaporthales, Cryphonectriaceae. The transcript has a single exon.